AUGGAGCACAAGCACGAUCCCUUUACCUUCUACUUUGCAGAGUGCAACUGCGCCUACUGCAUGCGCCUUCUGACCAUCUCCUGGCUUUAUAACAUCCUCUACCAGCACAAAUGUUCCGCCCGCUAUGGCCUCUACUGCCCCUGCUUUGAGGCAUCAGAAGUUGCCCACGAUACGUCUCUGUGGACCACCUUGGACCCCUUGAGGCACAUGAGGAUUCAUAUCUGCCGCGGGUGCUCUUUUACGUCCCACUGCGCAAAGAUGCUCAAGGUGGCCGUCUGCGAGGAAUCCGAGACUGGAUACCAACUCGGCAACCCCUUUGCACCGACCAUCCUGGACAACGGCUUCCAAAACACCUUGCUGGAUGAAGGCCGGGUGCCGGACGGCUACCUCCGGGGCGAUGCGUGCAACUGCGAGCCUCAGGUGAGACCCUACAUCGGCGACGACGAGGGUCGUUCAGGCCUCUGUGCAGAGCCCCGUCUGGGCGGUGGCACCUAUGCAGACCUUUUUGGCUGCGCGGAGCUCUGUCAAGUGACUGCUCGCUGCGAGUUCUUGACGUACUGGGAAUCGACCGGCGAAUGCCGCAUCUACCGGGACUGCAACUGGGUCCUCUGCCAGAACGACUUCUGCUUCGAGUCCAACACCUACCGCAACGCACCGCUGGGGGACUACCUGACACUCCGCGGCUAUGUGCAGUACUUCUCCGUCUUCCCGCGGCGGUCUCUGCAAACCAACUUUGACGACUGCAAGUCCUGCCUUCAUCUCUAUGACGAAGUCCAUUGCUUCCACCAGUGUGGAAGUCCUGAGUUGGUGCCGUACCUGCACUGGCCUGCCGGUCAAGCAUGUGCAACAUGCAUCUUUGCGGGGAACAGGAUGCAUGAGAUGAACCUGCAGCAGCGUGAGCUGGUAAAGGAUUGCGUCUACCAGGCCAUCCGCAGCAGCCAGGACCCGUGGGUGGCAUGUGACGAGGUGGCUUUCGAGCAGUCCGGAUCCGUGGCUAUCGACCUCUUCAAUGGGGUGUCUACACACUUCCUGAGCGAGUGCCCAGGCCGUGGCUUCAAGGAUGUGGGAGCUGUCUGCGCGCCGAACCUCUACGCCAUGGAUGCCUUCCCCCUACAGGUUUUGUCUCGCAUGGCGGCCAUCGACGAUACCGUCUGGGGUGCAGAGCUGCAGUGCGUGAAUGCCGUGUGUGAAAUCGUCCCAGCCUGGAUGUGCUACGAGCGCUGGGUGGAGUGGCCCCUGAACGCCGAUCUCUCCGUCAAUUCGGCGAAGCUUCCAGAUCUGUCCUCCACAAACGUCAACGAAGUCCCGAUCGUUGGGUCUUCGUUCAGCCUCGAUGGUCAAAUCAUCCCCGGGUACAUGGAGCUGGACAAGGACCUCCAACAGUAUGUCGUCUCCGAUCCGAUCGACCUGGAGUUGGAGAACGCCACACUGGAAAGUUGGAUCCGACUCAGUGAGGUCGAGGAGAUCACCAACAUUGCAGCAUCCGUUCCUGCUACAGCCAGCUCAGAGUGGAGCGAAGACUACUUGCCAAAGUUCGCUUGCGACGGCAUCUUGACGACCUACUGGUCCUCACAAGUCGG
This is a messenger RNA of Symbiodinium sp. CCMP2456, 1580 nucleotides long. The record is from the annotation of a GenBank genome assembly. NCBI's taxonomy places the organism in Eukaryota, Dinophyceae, Suessiales, Symbiodiniaceae.